Sinocyclocheilus anshuiensis is the source of this 2433-nucleotide messenger RNA. Its product is annotated as GDP-Man:Man(3)GlcNAc(2)-PP-Dol alpha-1,2-mannosyltransferase. Gene Ontology annotation, biological process: dolichol-linked oligosaccharide biosynthetic process; protein N-linked glycosylation. The transcript has 5 exons. Gene Ontology annotation, cellular component: endoplasmic reticulum membrane. Lineage: Eukaryota; Metazoa; Chordata; Actinopteri; Cypriniformes; Cyprinidae. Gene Ontology annotation, molecular function: GDP-Man:Man(3)GlcNAc(2)-PP-Dol alpha-1,2-mannosyltransferase activity. Bases 49 to 1551 code for a protein of 500 amino acids. The record is from RefSeq and is a predicted model, not a curated record.
CUUCCGGGUUCUGACGAGAGACGUGUUGUGUUGUCAUAUUUGAGGAAGAUGUCAGCGCACGACCACCUGUCUCUCUGUCUGUGCGAUUUAAUUAGGUUACUGUGGUCACUGCUGUUACCAUGCUUCUAUCUGAGUCUUGUCCUGACAGCCAUCCUCUUCCUCUUCAUCAUGGGAGUGAGGACCUUGCUGCAGAUGAAGAGGAAGAGCAGGAGAGCUCAGGACGGCCGGCCCGCCGUGGCCUUCUUCCACCCAUACUGCAAUGCAGGGGGAGGAGGAGAGAGAGUGCUGUGGUGUGCUUUACGUGCUCUUCAAAACAGGUACCAAGAUGUUUCCUUCGUGGUUUACACAGGUGAUCAGGGCGUGACAGCAGAAGAGAUUUUAGAUGGAGCGUGGCAGCGCUUCAACAUCAGACUCCCCCGAGCCGUUAAGUUUAUGUUCCUGAAACAUCGUCUCCUGGUGGAGGCAAAACUGUACCCACACUUCACCCUUCUGGGGCAGAGCGUGGGCUCCAUCUUCCUGGGGUGGGAGGCCUUGACUGAGUUUGUUCCAGACCUCUACAUUGACUCAAUGGGCUAUGCCUUCACCCUGCCUGUAUUCCGUUAUCUGGGUGGUUGUCAUGUGGGAAGCUAUGUGCACUACCCAACCAUCAGCACUGAUAUGCUCUCAGUGGUUCGAGAAAGAAACCCAAGGUUCAAUAAUGCAGACUACAUCUCCAGUAACCCUGUACUGAGUGCCAUCAAAGUGGUUUACUACUGUGUCUUCGCGCUGCUGUACGGCCUGGCCGGCUCCUGUAGUGACGUAGUCAUGGUAAAUUCCACCUGGACGUUAGGUCACAUUCUGGCUCUGUGGCGCGCUCCGAACCGCACCAGUGUGGUCUAUCCACCAUGUGACGUUCAGGCCUUCCUGGAUGUCCCUAUUAGGGACGAGGAUGAAGAGAAAGAGAGAAAGAAGUGUCACUCUGUGGUCUCCGUGGGUCAGUUCCGGCCUGAAAAAGACCAUCGGCUGCAGAUCAAGGCUUUUAGAAAGCUUCUGGACAGGAAGGGGGUGGAGCCUGCUGGGCGAGAGACCGUGAAGCUGGUGUUGAUUGGUGGAUGUCGUAACCAGGAAGAUGAAGAGAGGGUACAGAUGCUGCGGGGAUUGUGUCUGGAUCUGGAUGUGGCAGAUAGGGUGGAGUUUAAACUCAAUAUCUCAUUUGAGGAACUGAAGAAAGAUUUAACAGAUGCCACGAUCGGGUUGCACACAAUGUGGAAUGAACAUUUCGGUAUUGGUGUAGUGGAGUGUAUGGCUGCAGGAACAAUCAUUCUGGCUCACAAAUCCGGUGGUCCGAAGUUGGACAUUGUAGUUCCCUAUGAUGGUGGUCCAACUGGCUUCCUGGCAGACGAUGAAGACAGUUAUGCAGACGCCAUGGAACGAAUCCUUUCUAUGACUCCUGCAGCUCAGUUAGAGAUCCGACGCCGGGCGCGUCUGUCUGUCACCCGCUUCUCAGACCAGGAGUUUGAAGGCUCAUUUCUUGCAGCUGUGGAGCCUCUAAUGUCAACACUAAGACUGUGAGUGAUAGAGGAGGGGUAUAUGGUGACUGAAUAUAGUGAAUCAGCCCGAUAUAGUCCAGUCUAGUUCACAAGCGUGUGCUGGCCCCGUAAUGCCGACUCCAAAUCAUUCCUUGUCUAGAGCAGAAGUGAGCACUACCUGUCUUGUGAAGAUUUGCUCUUUAAGUAACAUCACUAAGGUAAGGGAUGCAUCAUGGGAAUGCAGGUUCUGUUGAGAUGCCACCUUUUGCUUUAAUUUAAUGACAAGCAUGACACCGAAUGACAGAUUUCUGCAAAUGAACAGAAAGCAGUAGAUUUUGUUUAAUUUAAAAGCAAACACGUGCAGUUUUGUCUUUAUAUCCAUUAUAUGUACAUUAUAUAUGAUAGUGUAUAAUAGACUUUUUUUGUUUUAUUGUAACAGGUUUCAGAGAGUUACACAACAAGACUAAAAUGUAUGAAAAAAGUGAUAUUUCUCUUGGAAGAUUCAAACAUUAUACCAGUGCUUUAUGUUUUUUUUUUUUUUUCAAACAAUAAAUGAGUGGUGGUCUGGAAAUAUAAACAAGAUGUUUGUCCUGUUUGUUGGAAAAUAGUUUGUAUUCACUAUUACCACAUCAUUUUUAGUAGCAAUAUUUCCAUGCAAUUAUUACCAUUUACUGUUAUUAUAUUGAAAAGUUGUGCACAAUUCUCAUUUUUGUCACAUACAGCUGUUCAAACCUUUUACACCAUUAACCAACCUCCGGUAACAGAUAAGAACUCUUUUUACAUUAUAACUGCUGUAUACAGAAAAGCUGUCCCAGGAGCACAGAUUCUGGGAAAGGGAAGCAGUGUUUGUAGAUAGGAAUAGUGCGAGAGAGGCCAAAUUAAAAAGUGCAUAGUAUCUGGGAAAAGAGGAGGGAACUGAGAGGGC